Molecule: messenger RNA, 1692 nt
Organism: Fusarium mangiferae
Lineage: Eukaryota; Fungi; Ascomycota; Sordariomycetes; Hypocreales; Nectriaceae
Exons: 2
Coding region: 1-1692 (563 amino acids)
Biological process (GO): regulation of DNA-templated transcription
Molecular function (GO): DNA-binding transcription factor activity
Source: RefSeq, a predicted model, not a curated record
AUGACGACUUCAUCGAUGACCCCUCCGAGUAGACCCGAAUCUGCCAAAACGAAUUCCACUGGCGCAUCAAGUUACUCUCCGCGGGCAUCAUCCACACCAUCGACACCAACCUGGCCUUCCAGAGACUUUACUCUACCGAAACAGGCUGCCAGUCGGGAUAAUAAAUUGUCAUCUGUAGGCAAGCGCGACAACGACGAUGAGGAGUGCGCAAGCACUCUACUCACAAUGUGCCAAGAUAUCCUAGCAUCUCAACAUGGGACUCAUCGUUCCUCGAGCUGCCCCUUGGGAGAUGACCAAGUCUCACCUUCCUCAAUUCGACACAGACAGCUCAGUGACCGCGUUGUGGGCAACGUUCCGUAUACAAAUGGCGAGGAAAGAUUACAGCAGACUCCCCAAAGGACCGUUAGUGUCCAUAACAGACUCAACCCCAUGGAGUCACGACUACUGGCUCCAGGGGGUAAUGUUCAUGUCCCUCCAGCAGCCCGUCAAUCUGAAUCCGCGACACCAGGCCAGGCAGUUGGCUCAAUCUCUGGGCCUUCCCCCCCAGCCCAGCCUGCGUCAAUUUCUUUUCCUGGAACGCCUUUAGGACCGAUGACACCUAUUGGAGGGCCUUCGCCAAGACGCAAUGCCUCAGCAACUCUGCCGUUUCCUACCGUGAAUAGUGUUAGUCAUGUGCCCUCUCGUGCAUCUGAUCGGCGACAGUCUUUACAUGGCUUUUUAUCUGCUAAGCGACCGUUCGAAGACAUAACGCCGGAAGACACCAGACCUCAAUAUCCCCAUCUACAUCCUCUGACGGGAGCACCCACCGGUCCUCUCUUAGCGAUGUCGGAUCGUGCUGUUCGGUCCUUCCCGAGUCCGGGGCCCCCAAGCGAGUCCGCCUCGCCAUGGUCGGAAACGCUGCGGAGACAUGGGAUGGGAGGGUCACUUUUUGGCGUUGAGGGACAGCAAGCCAUGUUAGCACUUCCGGGAAGCGAGGCACCUAUCCCUGUGCAUAUGGACUUUUCGCAAGCGUCCAAGAAAGCAGACGAGAAGAGGCAGAGAAAUGCAGUGGCUUCGACGAGGCACAGGAGGAAGAAGAAGAUCAUGCAGGAGGAGAACUCAAAACAGCUACAAGAGCUUCGGGAUGAAAGGCGUCUCAUGGAGAUACGGAUCGAGGAGUUGAUUCAACAGCGGGACUUCUACCGUGAAGACCGUAACCGUUUACGAGACAUUGUCGCACAAACGCCAUCAAUAAGUGGCCAUGCUGCUGGACCUCCUAGUCCUACUAUUUCGACAARCAAUUYUUAUGCAGAGACUGGGUCGUUAGCAUCGGGGCCAUCUGGGUCUAUGAGUUACGGAGAUGUACUAUCGAACGAAAGACCAGCCCAACGCCGUCGAACCGACGAUCAUCCUGAAUAUUCGCUACCACCAUACGGGUCCCCUAUGAGCGGCGACCCGAGUGCAUCUCUUAGUGGACUACCUCCAACGCCCAUGUCAGGUUGUAGCGGGCCAUCAUGGUCAUCAUCUGCGGCAUCCUCGGCGAGCGGUGAAAGGCUGCCGCCACUGAGAGCGAUGGAAGGUCGACCUCCUACUGGCCCGGGGGAUGGGCCAGGGGUUCAAGAGCAGGAUCCGCGAACUGGUCAGUGGGUUCCCGUUCAGCCUCGAGUUGCCGAGACUGGCUGGGCAACACGGGACACUCACCGCAGGCCUUGA